Xenia sp. Carnegie-2017 is the source of this 1181-nucleotide messenger RNA. Its product is annotated as DNA excision repair protein ERCC-1-like. Bases 44 to 1027 code for a protein of 327 amino acids. Gene Ontology annotation, biological process: meiotic mismatch repair; nucleotide-excision repair; mitotic recombination. Gene Ontology annotation, cellular component: nucleotide-excision repair factor 1 complex; nucleus; ERCC4-ERCC1 complex. Gene Ontology annotation, molecular function: damaged DNA binding; single-stranded DNA binding. The transcript has 9 exons. The record is from RefSeq and is a predicted model, not a curated record. NCBI's taxonomy places the organism in Eukaryota, Metazoa, Cnidaria, Anthozoa, Malacalcyonacea, Xeniidae.
CGCCCACAAGAACAUCAACGAAAAAUAUUUAAAUACCAGUGAAAUGAACGACAGCGUCGAUUUAGUUGAAGUCACGCCUGUCUUUAAACAACAAUCUAAAUCAACAAUAGCGGAGCAACAAGAUGCAAACAUUUCAAAAGCUAAAGACACUGAGUCAAGCCAGAUAACUCAAUUGAAUGAAAAACAAUUGAUAAUGGACAAUUCUAGCAAUGACAUAAUUGAAAUAGGUUCACCAUCUUGUAAGGAUACUGCAGAUGAAAAUCAACCAAAAGAUAUACAAGUUGGAAAAAACUUUAAGGAGACAUUUGCAUUCAUUGAAAAUACGAAAUAUUUUGAUUCAGAAUCUCUUGAAAGGGAUAAUAUGGGAUCAAAAAGCAAACACUCUGCAACACGAAAUUAUUCAUCAUCUUCAGUGUUAGUUAAUCAAAGACAGAAAGGUAAUCCAUUGUUAAAAUUCUUUCAUUAUAUUCCAUGGGAGUUCAGUAAUAUCACUCCAGAUUAUGUUAUGGGUCAGAGAAUAUGUGCUUUAUUUUUAAGUAUUCGUUAUCAUUUGUUCAAUCCCAACUAUAUUCAUGAGAGACUCAAGACUCUAGGAAAGUCCUUUGAAGUUCGUAUUUUACUUGUUCAAGUUGAUGUGAAAGAUCCACAUACAACAUUAAAAGAUUUGACAAAAAUCUCCAUACUUGCUGAUUGCACCUUAAUGUUAGCAUGGAGUGCACAGGAAGCUGCCCGAUACAUAGAAACUUAUAAAAUAUAUGAGAAUAAACCAGCAGAUGCAUUGCAAGGACAAUCUGAUCCAGAUUAUUUGUCUAAAUUGACAGAAUGUCUCGGUACAGUAAAAUCUGUUAACAAGACAGACACUAUCACAUUGUUGUCAACAUUUGAGUCUUUUGAAAAUAUUGUUUCUGCGACUGAAAAUGAGAUCGAACUAUGUCCUGGAUUUGGUCAUCAAAAGGCAAAACGUUUAAAUGAAGCAUUCAAUCUUCCAUUUGUUUUCCUGAAGAAGACAUUAAAUAAAGUCAAGUAAAUGCAAUAUUCAAGAACAAUGUGCAAAUUUAUUUCAUGUAUAUAAACAUUAAUGUGUUUAUACUGUUUGAGAAAAAAAUAAAAAAAUACGCCAUUUGAUAGCAAAGUUUUACUACAUUCCACAUGUGGAAAUGAUUCUGAGCUAUCCUGUUCAA